AUGGCUACGAACUUGCCAUUUCCAAUAUUCAAAAGUACAGGAGACGACAAGCGCGACAUGGAGAUCUUUGAAGAAGAUUUAAAAGAUUACUGUACGCUAAAUAAUUGGUAUGACCCGUCAAAGUCAACCGAAGAAGAAAGAUGGAUCAAAACUGACAAAGCAAUAGCUUGCCUUCGAGCGUGUCUUACACCAACAGCAAGAACUGUAUACAAAUACAGCUUAGGUCUUAGCGAAGCAGAGCAAAAGAAGACUCAUUCAGUACUUCAAGCAUUGCGAGAAUAUUACGGCGCAAGUAUUGGGGUCUCGGGGGAACGGCAAAAGUUUCUUCGCUUACUGCAACAAGACGCUGAAUCGAUAAGUUCAUGGGAGUCCCGUAUACGAAAUCAGAGUGCUCAGUGCGAAUACGAGAGUUUUGAAGACAAACUCAUGCGAGACCAGUUCAUAUCAGGCUUAGCAUCAGAACAACUCCGUGUUAAGCUCAUCGGCAAAGGUCACAGACAUAAGGACGGUGAACGAGCAAAGGUUACCUUGCGAGAAGUUGUCGAAGUUGCUAAAAUAUUUGAAGCAACGACAGCGACAAAUCAACUCAUGAAAACGGCCAGAGAAACACAAGAGUAUGAACAAGUCAAUUAUAACAAUAAUACGAAACAAAAGCAAUCGAACCGUGACUCAUGUUUUUGGUGUAGUGGCCAACAUAAGCAACCCCGUCAGAGAUUCUGUCCAGCGUAUUCGAAAAGAUGCAACAAAUGUGGCACACUCGGACAUUUUGCCAGAGCUUGUACAAACGCUGGAAACGUCCCUGGAAGCGUCGAGAGUCGAAAACCAUACAUGCAACGGCAACAACAACAAUAUGCAAAUCAAGUUUAAGUCGAAGAUAAUUAUGUAAAUGAAGAAUUGUUCAUGACAGGUCACGAUAUGAACAACAAGGAAAUGCAAAUGGACGAAAAUUCUUCGCACAUCUAACCGUUGUCGAAACCAAUCGAUCAAAGGUUGUCAAAGCACAAAUCGAUUCAGCGUCAACGUGUAAUACUAUCCCUGUGAACAUUCUACAUCAACGUUUCCCGAACAUUAAAAUUGAGAAAACCAAAGCUGCGAUCCAGACGUAUGGAGUUCAACGGAUAAAACCAAAGGGCAAAGUGACUUUCUGCUGCGAAAGGAAAGGAAAAUUGCAUCUACUUGAUUUCCUGGUAGUCGACGUACUUCGUGGAAAGCCGCCAUUGUUGAGUGGUCGAGACGCAGAGAUCUUGGGAUAUUUGGAUAUUCAUGCCGAUGAGAUUCAUUCCGUGAAUGAAGUAAAAACGGACAAGAAUUCAAAUGUGCACAAUCAGAAAAUCCAGAAUGAACAGCUCAAUCAUCAGAAUUCAGAGUGCAAUGCCCAAAGUCCAGCAAGCAACAUCAAGGGUCAAGAAUGUGUGCGUCAAUGAGCCCAAGCCCUUCACAAGUCCAGCAAAAUUCCACAAUUGGGGGAGUUAACAAAAGAAUUUGUUCUAGAGCAUUAUGAUAAAGUAUUCCAACCAGGAAGAGGAAAUCCGUUGGGUGCACCCAUGUAUAUGGGAGAUGGAUCCCGUCAUUUGACCAGUACAUGCUCCUCGACGACGUGUUCCCGUUGCAAAGGUACAGAGAGUUAAUGAAGCAUUGGAGAAGCUCUGCGAAGAACGUGUUAUAGUUCCAGUCACACAACCAACGAACUGGUUAUCGAACAUGUUGAUAAAAGAAAAGCCUAAUGGAAAACUCCGAAUAUGCAUUGAUCCAAGUCAGACAAUAAAUAAGGCAAUAAAGCGUCCAAUCUACACUAUUCCAACAAUCGAAGAAAAGCUUCCAUUUCUUACUAAAGCGAAAGUGUUUACAAUUGGUGACGUGUCGGAGGCGUUCCACAACGUAGUUUUAGAUGAACUCUCCUCUUUACUUACAAUAUUCCAAGGCUCAAAUGGACGCUAUAGAUAUCUACACAUGUCAUUUGGAAUCUCAUCUGGUCCGGAAGAAUACCAACGAAGACAGCGAGAAUUUCUGGAGGGCUUGGAGGAUGUCAUCAACAUCGCUGAUGACAUUUGCAUUUUUGGAUGUGGAGAUACAGACGAACAAGCAAGUAAAGAUCACGAUACGAACUUAAUUGCAUUACUGGACUGA
Messenger RNA from Paramuricea clavata, 2127 nucleotides. The record is from the annotation of a GenBank genome assembly. NCBI's taxonomy places the organism in Eukaryota, Metazoa, Cnidaria, Anthozoa, Malacalcyonacea, Plexauridae.